Messenger RNA from Lodderomyces pseudojiufengensis, 1509 nucleotides. RefSeq lists its product as uncharacterized. Gene Ontology annotation, cellular component: fungal-type cell wall; plasma membrane. The transcript has 2 exons. Lineage: Eukaryota; Fungi; Ascomycota; Pichiomycetes; Serinales; Debaryomycetaceae. Gene Ontology annotation, biological process: fungal-type cell wall organization. Bases 1 to 1509 code for a protein of 502 amino acids. The record is from RefSeq and is a predicted model, not a curated record.
AUGCAAGUUAUUUUGCUUUUAGUGUUUAUUCAAUCAAUACCUUUCAUUGUGGGAUCCUCAAGAACAAAGAUUGUUAAUGAGAAGGAUUUAGUAUCCAACAACUUGACACAAGAGACUCCAUCUAAAUUUAAAGCAUUACAAGUUCCAGAUCAUUUACCUGAAUUCUCCAAUUUUCAACAAUUCGAAAAAUUGAAAUUAGAGGAAGAAGAAGAAUUUAAUGCUGCAAAAUCAGGUGAUGACAAGGAUAAAGAAGAUCAUAAAAAUGAUAUUCCAUUACAUUGUCAAAAAGAAGAAUUUGUAAUUCAUUCAUUAGAUGAUUUAAAUUUAAUAAUUGAAUGUGAAACAGUAAGAGGGAAUAUUUUUAUAUCUGAAUUUAAUUACCCAAUUAUAACAUUAAGUAAUUUAAAUAAAAUUGAAGGUAACUUAUCAAUUUAUAAAUCACCAGAAUUAGUUAGAGUUGAAAGUCCUCAACUAAACAUUAUUACUGGUUGGUUUGAAUUAUAUGAAUUAACUUCAUUAGCAUUGAUUAGUUUUCCAAAUUUGAAAAAAGUUUCAGUUUUAAGUUGGGAAAUUUUACCAAUUUUAAGUAAUGUUCAAUUUAAUAAUGAAAUUCAAGGAAUUCAAAGUAUUACUAUUUCAGAUACUUCAUUAACUGGUUUCAGUGGAUUUUUAACAAAUGAAUUAAAAAUUUUAGAUAUUAAUAAUAAUAGAUUUUUGGAUUCUGUUGAAUGUAAUGUUGAAAAAAUUAGUGAAUUAUUACAUUUAAGUGCAAAUUCAAAUGAAAUUAAAAUAAAUUUACCAAAUUUGAAAAAAGUUAAAGAAUUAAGUAUUAAUAAUGUUAAAAGUUUACUGUUAAAUAAUUUAGAAGUUGUUGAGAAUUCAUUGAUUUUAAAUAAUAAUUAUUUCAGUUCAUUAAAUUUCCCCAAAUUAACUAGAAUUGGAGGUACUUUAAGUUUAUCAAAACAUAAAGAAUUAUCAAAUGUUGAAUUCCCAGAAUUGGAAGAAAUUGAAGGAGGAUUAGUUAUUAUUAAUAAUAGUUUAAUUGAAAAAAUCAAUUUCCUUUCAAAAUUACAAAUAAUUGGAGGUGCUUUAGAAAUUAAUGGUCCAAUUUCAGAUAUGUCAUUUAAAAAUUUGAAAUUAAUUAAAGGAAGCGCUAUAGUUACUUCAACUUCACCAGAGUUUGAUUGUAAUAAAUGGUCAAAACUGAAUAUUUUAUUGGUUGUAAGAGGUGGUAAAAUUGAAUGUACUAAUUCAAAUAAUGAAAAAAUAACUUCAAGAACUAAAGAUGAUUUGGGAGGUAAUAAUGAUGGGUCAAUUGAUGAAGUUGAAAGUACCACACUGGCAUCUGAUAAAGCAAUUGAUAAAACUAAAUCAUCACCAACUAGUUCGAAUUCAGUAGGGGAAUUACGAAAUACUUCAGGAGCAUAUGAUUUCAAAUCAAUUUUUAAGGACAUAUUAAAAUUGGUUAUUGGUAUUCAAUUAAUCAUACUUUCGUUGUAUAUAAAUUAG